GCUCAAUGGCUUGAUUGCUCAGCGGCGAGGAAUAAACGCCCGAAUUCUCGCUGCGGGCGCAUGCGUGCUGCUGCUUCUUCAGGGGCUCCGUUAUCACUUUCUCCCAGCACACAGGUUAAGAUGGCUGCUGGGUUAAAACCGUAGAUGAAAUCCUCGUGUCUGGAAAUAGAUAAUUACUAUUUCCUUGUCCUGAGAUUGCAUGGUGACUUGCAACGGAGGGGCAGGAAAUCAUAAGUAGUAUGAGCCUAAGUAGUGCUAAAUACUUGAAACGAUAAUGCAGAAUUUAAGAAACGUAAUGGUGAAUAGGAGACCAUCAUUGCAGCUCAUCACUAGCCAAUCCCAGAAUCCACCACAGUCCAGACCUCAACUCAUCCCAGUGCCAUCGCUCUGCCAUUGCAGCCACAAUGAAGAAAGGGAUUUAUGAUGAAGCAUUAAGCAGUUUCUUUAGAAAUGUGGAUACUAGAACAGAUGGUGAUGGUGCUGACAUUUGCAAAGGAAAAAUCUGUUCUUUGAAAGCACGUGCCUUGCUGAUUGACAUGGAAGAGGGUGUUGUGAAUGAAAUUCUGCAGGGGCCAUUAAGAGAUGUCUUUGAUAGCAAGCAGCUGAUCACAGAUGUUUCUGGCUCAGGGAACAACUGGGCUGUGGGUCACAAAAUGUAUGGAUCUCAGUAUCGAGAAAGCAUUGUCGAAAGGCUGAGGAGAACUGCGGAGCACUGUGACUGUCUGCAGUGCUUUUUUAUCAUUCAUUCCAUGGGAGGGGGGACAGGAUCUGGUCUUGGUACAUUUGUAUUAAAGGUGCUUGAGGAUGAAUUUCCAGAAGUGUAUCGGUUUGUUACUUCAGUUUAUCCCUCUGGCGAAGAUGAUGUCAUUACAUCUCCUUAUAACAGUGUCUUGGCAAUGAAGGAGCUCAAUGAUCAUGCUGACUGUGUCUUGCCAAUUGAAAAUGAGUCUUUAUUUGACAUAGUUAGUAAAAUUAAUCAAAUGACCAACUGUGGAAAGCUAGGAUCAACUGUAAAGCCAACCAGCUUGGUAACAUCAAGUGUAGGUGGAAUUAAAAAUACCCAGGAGAAGCCAUUUGAUGCGAUGAACAAUAUUGUGGCUAACUUACUGUUGAACCUGACAAGCUCUGCUAGGUUUGAAGGCUCUCUUAAUAUGGAUCUUAAUGAAAUCAGCAUGAAUUUGGUCCCAUUUCCUCAACUUCAUUACCUGGUUUCCAGCCUGACUCCUCUGUAUACAUUGGCUGAUGUAAAUGUGCCUUCUCGAAGAUUGGAUCAAAUGUUUUCAGAUGCUUUUAGCAAAGAUCACCAACUCAUACGAGCUGACCCAAAGCACAGUUUGUACCUUGCCUGUGCCCUUCUAGUCAGAGGAAAUGUGCAAGUUUCAGAUCUACGUAGAAACAUUGAAAGGUUAAAACCUUCACUUCAUUUUGUCUCCUGGAAUCAAGAAGGCUGGAAAACUGGCUUAUGUUCAGUACCUCCUGUGGGCCAUUCGCACUCAUUGUUGGCACUGGCGAAUAAUACUUGUGUGAAACCUACUUUCAUAGAGCUCAAGGAGAGAUUUAUGAGACUGUAUAAGAAAAAGGCCCACCUUCACCAUUAUCUGCACAUUGAUGGGAUGGAUCAAAGCUGUUUCUCUGAAGCCCUUUCAUCUUUGUCAAGUUUAAUAGAGGACUACAAUCAGCUAGAUGCUGCUAACUGUGGACCUCCAAUGGAUCCACCAAGAUUGAAGAUAGCUAUGUAACAAUGGCACAGGAUGGGGGGGGGAUGUUGAUUUUUUUACGCUAAGACAUAAGCAAACUGUGCACAUGUAAUCCAGUCCAAUUUAAGCAUUGAAGUCUCAUUGACUUCAGUAGGGAAAAUACUGAACUUGGGCUGGGAUGUGCUCUUAAGAUUUUUAUAGAGGCUGGUUAGAUUAUCUCAAGCAACAGAAGAAAUGUUCAGUUUGGCUGACCAUUUCAUAUAAAGUGAUUUUUCUCACAUAGCACCACACUUUACUAGAUAGUUCAUGGGCACUGAAUGCUUAUCACAAGAAUUGUAAUAUUGUGAUACUUAGCAGUAUGCCCCUCCUCAUUUACUGUGAUUGUGCUUAAGUUUGGAGCACAUUUGAUGUACAUGUACAUUAUCAAAACAAACACACUUUGUAUUAUUUUGACUAUAUUUGUAAUUAUUUUUAUAAAUAUAUUUUUAUUUUCAAAAUAAAAUUCAUAGAUACAUAAAAUAUAA
This is a messenger RNA of Hemicordylus capensis (graceful crag lizard), 2221 nucleotides long. RefSeq names its product tubulin epsilon 1 (gene TUBE1). The transcript has 12 exons. NCBI's taxonomy places the organism in Eukaryota, Metazoa, Chordata, Lepidosauria, Squamata, Cordylidae. Gene Ontology annotation, biological process: mitotic cell cycle; microtubule cytoskeleton organization. Gene Ontology annotation, cellular component: microtubule; cytoplasm. Gene Ontology annotation, molecular function: structural constituent of cytoskeleton; GTP binding. The coding region runs from base 405 to 1739 and encodes 444 amino acids. The record is from RefSeq and is a predicted model, not a curated record.